This is a messenger RNA of Plasmodium yoelii, 1479 nucleotides long. Its product is annotated as conserved Plasmodium protein, unknown function. Lineage: Eukaryota; Apicomplexa; Aconoidasida; Haemosporida; Plasmodiidae. The transcript has 3 exons. The record is from RefSeq and is a predicted model, not a curated record. The coding region runs from base 1 to 1479 and encodes 492 amino acids.
AUGAAGGCGUUUGUCCAUAAGUUCAAAAGAUCUAUGGAAACCCUAAAAGAGGAUGAUGAAUUUUUUGUUGAAAAAAAACAACUAAAUGCGUUAAACACAUAUUUUUCACACUCAUUAUUAUAUCUAGAAAGAUUAGAAAGUGUGAUUAAAAAUAUAAAUAUUAUGAUAAGUGAUCUAAAUAGAUGUUUAAUGUCGUUUUUUGAGAAUGAUAUAAAUUUAGGAAUAGUACAACAUAUAUCUCAUAUUUUAAACACAUUUACUGAUGUAAGAGAGCAAAUAACGAAUCAUAUAAUUAGUGCCAAAUCUGUAACUAAUGAAACACUUGAAAAAAUAAGAAAAAUACAAAAUUUAUGUUUAAAAAAAAAGGAAUUAGGAAUAUCAAUAGAGCAUUAUGAAAAAAAAAUAAAAAAAUUACAACAAGUAAAUUCUCCAAAUCAAAAGCAUUUAGAAAAAAUUAUUAGAAAUGAGUCUAAAUUAAAUGGUGUCAAAUCAGAUUACUUAAAACACAAUGAAUAUAUUAAAAAGGGUUUUGAUAUUGUUUUAGAAAAUAAGACAAAUAAAGUAUUAUUAGAUGCAAGAAAAGAUUUGGAACUUUUACUUUGCUAUUUUAGCUUAAUGAAUUCUGUAUCUAUCAAGUUAAAAGACCCACUUAAAGAUAUGUACUUGAACACACAAAGAGGAAGACUCCCCAUUGAUGAUAAUUUCUUUUUAGAAAGUGAAGAUAGAAUGAAUUAUUUUUAUGAAAUGGAAAAAAAUAUUAAUAAUUAUAAUCAACUUAAUAGAUAUAACAUGUAUAAUCCCCAAUUUGAAUAUAAUAAUUAUGAACAAAAUAUAAACAAGUUUAAUAAAUAUGAUAUACCAAGUCGAUAUAGAACUUAUGAUCACAUUCCUAAUAUAUAUAACGAAUACGAUCGAAGGAAUAUAAACAAUUGCAAUUACAAUAAUAAUAAAAAUAAUAAUUAUAAUAAUAGUAGCAGUUAUAAUAAUAGUAGUAGUUACAAUAAUAGUAGCAGUUACAAUAAUAGUAACAGUUAUAAUAAUCAUGUGCUAGACAAUUAUGAUAAAUAUAACGGACAUAAUAAUUACAGAGAAAUAUAUUAUAAGAAUGGAAGUAGCAAAGAUGAUAAUUUUUUUACAACAUCUUUGAAUACGCUUACAAAAACAAUUAGUUGUAAUUUAAAUAAUACAAUUUCAAAAAUUAAUAAAAAUAAUAAUUUAAAUAGAUCUGGAAAUAGUGAUGAACGAAGUAGUAGUAGUAGUAAUCAUCAUCUUCCUUUUAUUAAAAAUAUAAAAAAUAAAAUUUAUAAAAAAACAUUAAGUCAAGACUUAUUUAUUGAAUCUGAUGAUAAAAAAGAUAACUCCUUUUUAAAAAUAAAAAAUAUUUUAGGAGGUUCUAAUAAACCAAAAGAAGAGGAAAAGGAAAAUUCUCCUCCAACUACUACCCAUCCAGCUACUACCCCUCCAGCAUUUCCUCAAUAA